AUGGAAUGCUGUGGUGGUUCAGCAUUUAGGGUUCACAGUCUCCAGAGUGAAAGGAUCAUUUGUGCGGGCCAAGGGAAAGCCUCAUACCUGUUCUUGUUUUUGUUGUGGUUUGUCCAUGUGUGCUGUUUGUGUGCUUUAAAGAUUAUACUGGGUUUGAGCAUACCUGACAUUUAUGCCUGCUUGGGUGCAUGGCUGAAUCAGAUCCGUCUGUUCAAUGGGAGAAAUGUGACUCGUGUAAGGGCAAGCAAGAUUAUGGAAAACAGCUUUCAACUCAUGAUCCCAGCUGCUGAGGUGAAGGCCAAGAAGUUGAAGAGCAAGGUGACUGCACUGUUGGCUUCAGUCAGGUAA
Molecule: messenger RNA, 348 nt
Organism: Ostreobium quekettii
Lineage: Eukaryota; Viridiplantae; Chlorophyta; Ulvophyceae; Bryopsidales; Ostreobiaceae
Source: the annotation of a GenBank genome assembly